GUUUGAGAAAAAAAAAAAGCAAUAUUUUGCAUAAAUAAUGUAAAAACAAUCAUAAAUCCAGCGAGGCGUCCCAUGUUAAUACAGCGAAGGCGACAGGGCCGUGAGACAUCCGUCAAGACCCAAAAUGCUAUCUGUUUGUUUCUGGUUUCCCUUUUCAUUAAAAAAAAGGAAAAUAAUAAUUACGAAAUUAUUGCUCAUACUAAGUGCUACUAUAUUCUGCUUUUAACGCGCGCGCACACUCUCUAUCGUGCUCGACUCGACGACAAUCGCUUCUCGACAAGAGAAGCACUGCUUAGGCUCCGCAGCUUUACACACACUGCACACUCAUCUGUCCAAGAUCGUCUCUUUUGGAAUUUUCUCCUUGAAUCAGGAAAAUGGCCGGGCUGUGCAAUUUGGUGUGGUUUGGUUUUGUUGUAUUGUUAUGGGCAAAAUCUGGCAAUUGCGAGUGGGAAACUUGCUCGGGCAUUGUGCGGAUGAAGUACAGAUACGAUAAGAUAUCAAUAGCCGAUUUUGGAGGCGUUGGGGACGGCGUGACUCUCAACACCAAGGCAUUCAGGGCGGCGAUUUACAGAAUAGAGCAUUUGAGGCGGCGAGGUGGGACCCUCCUCUACAUUCCUCCCGGAGAAUAUUUGACCGGUCCCUUCAAUCUCACCAGCCGGAUGACUCUUUACUUGGCUAGAGGCGCCACCAUCAAGGCCACAAUGGAGACUACGCAGUGGCCCUUAAUAGCACCAUUGCCAUCUUACGGAAGAGGAAGAGAACGGCCGGGAGGAAGGUACAUGAGCUUUAUCCAUGGGGAUGGGCUACAUGAUGUCAUAAUCACAGGGGAAAAUGGCACGAUCGAUGGGCAAGGAGGCGUCUGGUGGGGCAUGUGGAGGCAGAGAACUCUCAAGUUUACCAGGCCAAACCUUAUUGAGUUAAUGAACUCUAGAAAUAUAAUAAUUUCAAAUGUUAUAUUCAAGAACUCACCCUUUUGGAACAUACACCCCGUGUACUCAAGCAAUGUCGUGAUUCGAUAUGUCACCAUACUGGCCCCUGCCGACUCUCCCAACACUGAUGGAAUUGAUCCAGACUCGAGCUCCCACGUGUGCAUAGAGGACUCGUUCAUCUCGACUGGUGAUGACCUCGUGGCCGUGAAGAGUGGGUGGGACGAGUACGGCAUUUCCUACGGCCGCCCGUCCCAUGGCAUCACCAUCCGCCGCCUCACCGGCUCGUCCCCGUUCGCCGGAAUCGCCGUCGGCAGCGAGACUUCCGGCGGGGUGAACGACGUCCUCGCCGACCACAUCACCCUCUUCGCCACUGGAAUCGGCAUCCACCUCAAGACCAACACCGGCCGAGGUGGAAUCGUCCGCAACAUAACCGUGUCAAACGUGUACUUGGAAAACGUGCGCACCGGAAUCAAGAUCUCCGCAAAUGUUGGGGACCACCCAGACGCGGGUUACAAUCCCAAUGCUCUACCGAUUCUAAAGGACGUGGUGAUUAGGGACGUGUGGGGAGAAGGGGUGGGGCAGGCGGGGUUGAUCCAUGGUUUGAAGGAUGCGCCUUUUACUGGGAUUUGCCUGGCCAAUGUUCAUCUCGGAGGGAAGCGUGGGCCCGGAGAUUGGCAGUGCUCGGACGUGAGUGGGGCUGCGGUGCGGGUUAGCCCGUGGCCGUGCGCGCAGCUUAGUGGGCCUCGUUUGGGGUACGGAGCGUGCUCGUCUUCUUUCUGAUUUUGGCACGUGGUAAUUGGUUUGUUUAUCUGUUAUUUUUUGGGGUAAAAUGUGUUUUCCAAGUGUUGAGAAACUGAAACUGUGCUCUGGGAUUCAGAGGUUUUAAUUUCAUGUCUUGAUUGAAUUGUAUUGAUAUAGUAUUGCCAAAAUCUUCAUUGAAAUUAAUUCAAGCUGAAGGGAAAUAAGUACACAGAUAGUCACCAUAACUUCCAACGCAGAAAGCUUCUACUUUUUUAAUACAACAUAGAAACAGAGACCCAAAUCUUAUUCAUGUAGCAUGAUUAUUUUAGAAGAAAGUACAAGAUUCUCUUAUUUACUACUACUUUUGAGUUUUGAGCCAAAUUGUUACUCCAUCCAAGUCACAAACAGGGGUGUUCUAGAAAUAUUGGUCCAAGAACUUGCGCACGCGCCUCAUAAAUACGCCAUUCUUCUUCAACUUCGUUUCUUCCUCCUCAUUCUCUAGUCUCUGACUUUUCUUCAAUUUCUUCAAAACAUUGAUUUCUCUCUCCCGUUCGGACACAAUCUGCUUGAUUCGAUUUAAAUCCUCGACAUUGCGGCUGUCGUGACCCUGCAGACCCAUCCACCGUCCAGAGAUCUUCCGGCCUCCGCCGUACACCACGGGCACCUCGAAGUCGCUGUUCUCGCCGGAGGUAAAGAUCACGUCGUCUGCGACAGAGAUCUGAUUAUUUUCCUUCGUUUUCCGGUGGAUCUUGUGGAUGUGGAUGCAGGAUCGACUUAAUCGGACCGGAAACCGGCGGUUGAUGGCCCGGAAAGUGAUUUUGUUCAGUGGCACGGUGGGGACGUUGAUUCUGUUGAGCUGCUUUCCGUGGUUGACUGGAACCUUGUGGACGGCGGCACGGGAAGAGACCGCGUCAUCAACAGGCGGCGCGUGUUCGGCGAGUGAGAGGGAUAAUAAGCAGAAGAGGGCGGCGACGGUGGGACUGGAUUUAGCCAUGGUGGAGGUUUACGAUUUUUUCAGUCGAGUUUAGUUUAAUAUGGGGCGAUUUUGGGGACUUGAAUAUUNAUAU
Messenger RNA from Striga asiatica, 2737 nucleotides. The record is from the annotation of a GenBank genome assembly. Lineage: Eukaryota; Viridiplantae; Streptophyta; Magnoliopsida; Lamiales; Orobanchaceae.